AGCAUGGGCAUCGGCGUCAGACAUCACCAUGGUCGCUGGUACGGGCAUUGGCUGGGGGGUAAUGGGGGGCAUGGAAGGAAUCGGAAGGGGGUUUUUGGGCGGGUCUGGGAACUCAUUGGGAAGGUGUUUUUCUGUAGUCGGUCUUCCGACAUUCACAUGUACUACCGCAACUUGAUACCACGAGCACUUUGA
This is a messenger RNA of Neurospora tetrasperma FGSC 2508, 192 nucleotides long. RefSeq lists its product as uncharacterized. The annotation marks the transcript as partial. Lineage: Eukaryota; Fungi; Ascomycota; Sordariomycetes; Sordariales; Sordariaceae. The transcript has a single exon. The record is from RefSeq and is a predicted model, not a curated record.